Molecule: messenger RNA, 2372 nt
Organism: Thalassophryne amazonica
Lineage: Eukaryota; Metazoa; Chordata; Actinopteri; Batrachoidiformes; Batrachoididae
Product: T-box transcription factor TBX6-like
Biological process (GO): regulation of transcription by RNA polymerase II; cell fate specification; heart looping
Cellular component (GO): nucleus
Molecular function (GO): RNA polymerase II cis-regulatory region sequence-specific DNA binding; DNA-binding transcription factor activity, RNA polymerase II-specific
Source: RefSeq, a predicted model, not a curated record
CAGACGAGGAGCAGGAUGCUCGGCGUGGAGAUGUACCCCGGACUGAACCUCAGACCACAAAGACUCAACGAGUGUUUCUACAGAGACCGGGAUGCUCCUCCCACCAUGCCACUCUUCCCAUCUUCCUGUGAGGCAGUGGCCAAAGCCCUGCCCCCAAGGCUGCUGGCCCCUCCUGUCCCUCGCGAGGCCACAACCAAAACCCACAGUGAAGUGAAGAUGGAACUGGAGAAUUCUUCGUUAUGGAAACAGUUCUGUUCAGUCGGCACAGAGAUGAUCAUCACAAAGAAGGGCAGACGGAUGUUUCCUGGGUUGAGGUUGAAGGUUUCAGGACUGAACAUAUCUCUCCGUUACAUCCUCCUCCUGGAUAUCGUCCCAGCAGAUAACUCACGCUAUCGAUUCCAGUAUGGUGUCUGGCAGGCCAUAGGAGGGGCAGAGGCGAGGCUUCCAGACCGGGUGUUCAUCCACCCGGACUCCCCCGCCACGGGUGCUCACUGGCAGAGCCGCACCAUCUCUUUCCACUAUGCCAAGCUCACCAACAACACGCUGGACUCACACGGACACAUCAUUUUGCUCCUGCACCGCUACCAACCCAGAAUUCAUGUUAUUGAUGCGAGAGACGUGAUGAGGUGGGGCGGAGGUCAGCACACCUUUAUUUUUCCUGAGACCCAGUUUGUCACCGUCACAGCCUACCAGAACAGCAAGAUUACAGAGCUGAAGAUCAACUCUAACCCCUUUGCUAAAGGCUUCAGAGAGAAUGGCAUGAACAGCAAAAGGCAAAGAGAUGCACGACAGAAACGCAAAAUUUCUGUUCUGACAGAAACCUUGGAUAUCGUGACCUGUGACCCAUUGGACUCUGCUGAGGUACUGCCUGAGGCCACUGUCAACACCAACAACAGUGACCUCCUCGCCCUGACCUCACUGCCUGACCCCACCUGUGGCUACAGACCAGACGACGCCUGCUACCGGGAUGGUCUGAUCCCAGAGCCGACAGUAGACCUUAACCAGCCGUUUAUCUCAUCCCAAAUGCCCGACAUCACCAUGACCAUAGCCAGUGAAAUGCAGGAGACACCUGGAAAUCAGGCAGCAAAUAACGGUGUAAUUGAAAGAUCAGAUAGUUUGGGUGAGCCAGAUUAUGCCUCCAACUAUCCUGCUGCUCAGGUCAGCUCCCUCUUUCCCUCAGCUCCUCUUCCUCAGCCGUCAUCCUCCUUCUCCUCCCUCUCUGUCCCCAAUCUUCCGGACACGUCUGAUCCUCGGCCUGCUGCCGAGCUCCAGCCUCCCUCUGACUCCAGCUUUCCCUCCAUCCCUCCCAUGAACUGUCCUAUUCUGUCAUCCUCUCCCACUUCCUCCUCACUGCAGCAGACCUCCUUCACCUACCCAACUCCACCCCCUUCCAACUCCUCCUCGCCACAGCCGCUCCUCACUAUCGCCCGACAUCCAAUCCCGGUGGUCGCUCCUCAUACGCCCACCGACGACUCCUCUCUUCCUGCUCCGCCUACCACGUGUCAGUCGGGCCUGCUGGGUCAAAUGUCAGCCAGGACUCUGCAAAGUGACCCUGUAAAUGCUCCUCCGUUUACCGCUCAGUCAGCCCCCAACCUGAACCCAGCAGCUGUCCAUCCCUCUGCCCUCACUCUGUCGUGCUCCCUACCUCCUCACGGAGCUCCCACUUCUCUUUCCUUCCCCUCUGUUCCUCCCCACGUGCAGAAUCUGACGUUUCCAAAUGUGUCUCUCAGCUCUGCCCAUCCUCCUCUCCACCUCCCAAAUUUCAGCCAAACUCAAGCUCCAUCCCUUUCUGCUGCCUUUCCUUCCUCCUCCUUCACUCAUCCCUCAUCCUCCCUUCCUCACCCCCCUUUCCAGCCCUCCUCUUGCAUGGCUGCCUCCUCCUCUGCUUCACUGCCACAGAUGGCCCAUUCUCAGCACUCCUCAGCUCCUCCUGUCGAAAUAGGAGUCAUCUCCCAGUUCAACUCAGCUGCCCCCUAUCGACCAGAGAUGGCACUGCACCACCUGCCUCUUCCACAGCUGGAUCCAUCUCUUCCUGCACCUUCACCUCUCUACUCCCCUUUUCCUUCCUCUACACCUUGUAAGGACCCUCACUCGCCCCUCUCCGUCCCACUCCAGCACAUCUACAAACAGCACCAGCAUGCCCACGCCCAUCCUCAGGGACCUGCCUGGAUUUGAGCACAAGAGCAAGAUUUUAAAAAUAUUGGCAUGUUGUUCCUCACUCAUAAUGAAGAUACUAAUGAUGUAACUGUUGUGUGAUCCGGAAUGAUUUUAAUUUACUGGCCAUCUUAACGAUGCUUUUAGAGGCAUUAAUAAUGAAUACUUUGAAUAACCCGUUAUAUUUUCUUUUUUCCCCCCUACCAGAAUGAGUGAUC